AUGGUGGAUGUUUUUAAUAAGACAGGAGUGAUAUCGAUUCUUUCUUCCAUCCUCGCUUUUACUUCUCCUUUGAUAAAAACAGGAAAAGAAUUUAAAGAAUGCAUUGACAACCCUGAAUAUUAUCUUGACCCUGCACCUCUGUUAGAUGAUGAUGGAGUGUGUCAGGGUCAGGCUUGUCUCCCUUGCAAUAUAAUUAUUAAAGUUAUGGCUAAUUGGGAUGAUUCUGUUUUUCAAACCAUAUCCAUUGAUUUUUCUCUUAUCAGUAUCGUUUCAGCUUUAAAGUUAAUGGCAAAAGAGGUUGAAAAAGAAGGAUUUAAGGAGGAAGAUCUAGAUCAAGAAGCGCGAAAAUACUUGGAAGAAAAUAAAAAAUAUUUGGAACUUUUGGCUCCUAGUUCGCCGGCUUUUCUUUCGCUUAAAGUAUUGUACUCGUUUGGGAAGAAAUUGGGCCACAAUAUUGGCAUUGUCAUACGUAUAGUUAAGGGCAUUGUAGGGUGUAUCACGAUGCCGAUCUUGAUAAGUCAUUUUAAAGAAGCUAAUGGCGAUCAAGAGAAAUUGGCAAGGAUAUUUACUGUUGGAGGUCCUAUUUUUCAAGAUUUUGGCGUUACUGUCUUGACUUUACUUAACUAUGUGAUCUUGUUGCUUGUACUUUUAGUCAACAAAUUACCUACAACAAUUUGUCUUUAUAUCAACUUUAUUUCUACAGUGCUUUCUGCUAUCUGGGGCCUGUCAAUAUUAGUUGCAAGUUUAUAUUUUGUAUACGCUAAAAUGGGGGAUAGAACAGGGCAAAUUUUUUUCCCUUGGAUUAUGCUGGCUCGUACUUUUGGCGUGUUCUGCUGCAAUGGGGGUUGUUAUAUUAAUUGUGGGGCUGGCUUUUAUGCUGUCGCGAAUUUAUGGUUUGCUGUUCAAAAUGUAAUUUUGGCUACUAGGGGUUAA
Molecule: messenger RNA, 933 nt
Organism: Acaulospora morrowiae
Lineage: Eukaryota; Fungi; Glomeromycota; Glomeromycetes; Diversisporales; Acaulosporaceae
Source: the annotation of a GenBank genome assembly